CUCCAUCCAUCCAUCCGUUGCAGCCGCAGCCGUGAAAGCUACCAACACCAACAGUAGCGUAGCACAAACCACUACACCACCACCACCAUCACCCGAUCGAAUCGAGAAAACGCAAUCGCUGCUCCGCGGCGGCGGCGGUUGACAUUGCAAAAUCGCAUCACCUCCCACCAUCCCAUCCCAUCCCAUCAACUUCCAUAAAAUUCCACCUCAACCAAUCCCCAUCCCAUCCAUCCAUGUAGCCUCGCUUUUGUCGAGUGAGUAGUAGUGGACUCGAGCGGAGGAGGAGGCGGCGCCGUUGCGGGAUCGGCACUGCGGCGGCGGGCAUGGCGGCGGCGGGGGUGUCGAGGAGCAUGGUGCUGACGCUGCUGGGGUUCUGCGUCAGCGUCCUCUUCAUCGUCUUCGUCUGCUCCCGCCUCGCCUGCGCCCUCCUCAGGCGACGCCGCGGCCGCGCCCGCCUCCGCCGCGCCUCCCCUCUCGCCGUAUCGGGGGUCCUCUCCAUCUACGUCGACCGCCACGGCCACCACCAGCCCUCGUCGGCCGCCGGGGCCGCUUCCGGGACCGGGGGCCUCGACCCCGCCGCCGUCGCCGCCUUCCCCACCCGCGCCUUCUCCCCCGCCGCCUCCUCCUCCGCCUCCGCCUCUACCCAGUGUGUAGUCUGUCUUGCAGAAUACGAAGAGAAAGAUGUGCUCCGUGUUCUUCCCUACUGUGGCCACGGCUUUCACGUGGCCUGCAUAGAUAUUUGGCUAAUGCACCAUUCAACAUGCCCAGUUUGUAGAAUUUCGUUGUGCGACUACCCUGAUAGCAAGCACACGAUGUCUCCUGUACCAAGUGCAGUGAUAAUACCAUUACCUCCAUGUUCUCCUGAAGCAUCAAGAUCAGAUCAAUGCAAUUGCCUAUUCGUCGGAACAGGUCAUUCGCCAAGGACAUCGCAGGUUCUCAGAAAUGAACCUGACCAGGUGAAUCGGACAUUAUAUACUCCACCGGCGGAAGGGGGGAAUAGCUUGCCAUCAUCAGAAGUUAACCCCCCUGGUGAAAAAUAACAACCAGCAAAAACAGUAGAGUCCUCAUAUUCAUGACAGAUCAUGAUCCACUAAGCUAGGACCCUGCAACUAGCUGCUUGAAAUUUCUGCUGUUCUGUCUGCUCUCUGCCAGGUGAAACUACCUGUAAUAUUAGAAACAUCGACACAGGGGGAUCCGUGGAUUGCUGUCAUAGGUUAGUUUUGGAGCGGUUUUGAUGUAAAUAUGAGAAACCGUUCAGGUUUCUUGUAAAGAAAACCACAUUUGUUUGUCAUCAUAUUCAAGAUCCCAUUGUAUUCAAAUUCAA
Molecule: messenger RNA, 1324 nt
Organism: Oryza sativa Japonica Group (Japanese rice)
Lineage: Eukaryota; Viridiplantae; Streptophyta; Magnoliopsida; Poales; Poaceae
Source: RefSeq, a predicted model, not a curated record